Cylindrotheca closterium is the source of this 1392-nucleotide messenger RNA. The record is from the annotation of a GenBank genome assembly. Lineage: Eukaryota; Bacillariophyta; Bacillariophyceae; Bacillariales; Bacillariaceae.
AUGAUACAGAAGAAUCAACCUCUGAGUAUACGAAAUAAUGUCAUCACUUCAGCAACAAUCUUAAUUUUCCAAUUGACUGAUGGUUUCACUCUUCAGCCUUCUGUGGCAAGAACAUUUCCUGCAUACAACACUGCUCCUCCUGAUCAGACAAUAAUUUUCGGUCAUCGGUGGCGUCACAAUCAGCAUUAUUCGAGAGUAUCUUCAACCAAGAAGAAAGAUCGAUUAGUCUUGCACAAUAACGAUCCAUUUAUGAGUGCAACGGAAGAUGACCUUGAUCUUGAUGAAUCCUGUCUUCUAUACGAUGAAGAAUGCGAGAUAGACGAGAUGCCAGAUUCCCAAUGGACGGAAGAUGACGAAUCCGUGGAUGGGCCAAUGUGUCUGUUGGUACUGGAAUGUGACCCAGACGAAGCUGAUACGAACCCAGGUGCAAUCUACGAGGCGCCAUCUGAUACCGACGAGACUCCAAGCAUAUCCUAUUUGGCCUACGAUGAAGACGCUUCUGAAUUGGAACUUAUCAUGGACAAGGUCCUCCGAUUUGCUCCGUUUUUUCUUCCGCUCAUUGCCUACAGCUUGUACGAUCCCACAGCAAUUGCAUUUGCAGCAGCAAUUGAAUUCUUGACUACGACCAACUGGGUAGCUGUAGAUGGUGGGGCCUACCAAGCCAUGAUAAUUGCGCCUGUCAUCAAUGGAGUGGUGGUCUGGUCCAUGUCCUUGUUAUUUGCGAUUCAAAUUGGUCUGACAAUCUCCAAGCUGUGGCAGCGAACAAAAGAUAUUCAGCUGUGCAUCACCAUGGAAGCAUCCAAGCUCAUGAUGCUUCGGAAUCUCCUGUCCCACUUUCCCUUGACGAAUAAGACACAGGACAAAUGCAACUUUUACCUCCUCCAAUACACAUCACGGCUAAUAUCUGAAUGUCACGAGACUGUGAAUAUUGGUCUGCCGGACAUUAGUCAAACGGAUAGCGAACUGAUUGGAUGUAUGGAAGAACUGAACAAGGCCGCGGCUGCUUCUGGAACGAAUGGAUACUGCGGAUUGCUGACUGACCAAGCAAUGGCAGCGGUCGAAUCGCUGAGUCACAGUAGAUCCAAACGAAUCAGUGCCCUGCAGUCGACAUUUCCCAUGUUGCAUUAUGUCCUUCUGACGACUUUGGCAAUCAGCAUUUGUUUCGCAUUCUUGAUUGAGACGGAUCAGGACAUUCUGGUAUUUCUGAACGCGAUUCAGCUCCGAUUACUGUGGACCAUGUUGGUGGCAACCUUUUCUGUGCUUGGACUGGUGUGCUACGAUUUGGAGCAUCCCUUCCGUGGGCUGUAUCAAAUCAGCGACAGUGUUAAGGAAUUGUACGACGUACGAUUGGAAUACACAACAUCUCCUUCCAUCCGAAACGACAAGCCCUAA